Molecule: messenger RNA, 6914 nt
Organism: Mustela erminea (ermine)
Lineage: Eukaryota; Metazoa; Chordata; Mammalia; Carnivora; Mustelidae
Gene: DOK4
Product: docking protein 4
Exons: 9
Coding region: 4835-5815 (326 amino acids)
Biological process (GO): positive regulation of MAPK cascade; cell surface receptor protein tyrosine kinase signaling pathway
Cellular component (GO): cytoplasm
Source: RefSeq, a predicted model, not a curated record
AGGGGGCCUUAGGCCGAGCCCGAGCCCGCGAGACCCUCAGGCGACCCCAGCUUGGGAACUCUCCAAGCUCAUGGGACCUACCUACUCUGGCGGCGGAGGGGCCCUCAGGGACCCGCCCCCAAAUCCCUCCCCUGGAUCCCCCGGGCCCCUGAAACUCUCCCCGAGCUCCACCUACCCCAGCUCUCUUCUCCAGGGAAGCCCAGGUCAGGGCCUGCCCUCACCCCUGCCCCACACUCGCCUUCGGAGAAGGCCAGGCUCCUGCUCUGGGCCUGCCAUCCCCAGGGGGCAUAUCCCAGCCCCCAUCCUCCCCACUUUCCUGCUCCCCAUGGGCUGCUGUCUCUCAGCGCCCCCAAACUCCAAGAGACUUCUCUACCCCAGCUGCCCACUGCCCACCCCCACCUGCAAAUGGUUGCUAUCCUCCAGCUUGAAGCUCAUGGCCAGCUCCCCUCCUUUCCUUGAACCUUCCUCCCGUAGCUCUGGGGGACAGUCAGCCUUCUCCCCCAGAGUCCCCAAGGCCCUGCUUCCAGUGAAAUGUUUUCUGUCACUGCAAAGUGGGAUGAGCAGAGGCUGAGCACCUGGGUGAUGUGGGCAGAGCAGGGCCUCUGAGCCGGCCAGCACCAACCUGCGGGGGCCGGUUAGUUGCCGGGAUACUUGCAUGGAGCAUGGGCUUUAGGGGUCUGCAAGUCAAGGGCAGUGAGAGGCCCCAGCGCAGGCUCCAAGGCAGUCGUUAGAGGCUGGUCUUGUUUAAUACAGAUUCUUUUCUUGCCCCUUGCGGGAAAGCUGGGUCUCAAGCACAGGCCAUUUCUGCUCCUCUUCAGGGAUGGGUUGUCAGGAGCUGUGCCCCCUCCCACCCAGUUGCUUGCCUUUCUGUGCUUGGGCGUUGGUUACUUUUAGCUCUCCCUUCCUGGGCAGGGCACAACCCUGACCAAGGUGGGGCAGCCUGGCCAGGCCUGGACACAGUGUCAGCAGUAUUCUGUCCCCCGAGGCAGCUUUGAACUGAACUGGGUCCGGGGUCUGGCUGUUUUUCCAGGAACAACAGCUUGCUGGCCUUGGCAGUCAGCCCUCUGAAAGCCCUGGGACCCAGCGAAGUGGGAGCCCAUAGCUGCUGACACGCCUCUGGAAGUUGAGCUGGGUCCUGCCAGGUGGAUAUGGUUGGUGGUGGGAGGAAGGAUGAGAAGGACAAAUGCUGGAGAGAAUUAGCUUUCAGGCCCCAGUUACUGAGCACCUUCUCUGCACUAGGCACCAGUCUGUGCCCUGGGAUGGAGCUACGUAUAACUAGACUGACAAGGCACUGAUGUUCUAGAGUGUUCUAGGAGACUGAGAACAGCCAAGUAGGAAAGGAAUAAAUAGAUGAAGGAACAAGACAAUUCUGUAGUGAUGUGUGUGAUGGAAGACAGUGAAACUGGAUGGAGACUGACUGGCAGGCUUCUUUGGCCAGGUUGGUCAGGGAAGCCCUCUCGGAGGAGGUGACAUUUGAGCUGAGACCUGAAUGAGGCGGUGGAAUGAACCUUGGACCGUCUGAGGGAACAGUGUCAUAGGUGUGGAACAGCAACUGUGGGGUUCCUGCGUGGGGAGGAUUUAGGCAUCUUGAGGAACAGAUAGAAGGAGGUCAUGCACAUGAGCAGCAAGGAGAUGUGGCCAGAGGGGUGGGCGAGGGACCAGGAGAGAGCAGAGCGGUGGUGUGUGCCCCCGUAGCAUCACUUUCCCAACCUAAGGGCCCAGGACACCAUGGCUAUUCUGAUGUUCCCUCCCCCCUCUGUUCCUCUCUGUCCAGGUCUGUCUUUGCCGCCCACCUUGGGUAAGACCUGUAUUGUUUGAGUUGGUGGUUCCCCAUGAGGGGUUUGCAGGGGUGGAGGCAGAGGGUGGGAGGGGAGAAUCCUCUCCUGGCUCCUGCUGACAAACAUACCAGGGCAGAGGGGACCUGAGUACAGGUGAUGCGAGAUGUCCCUGGUGCCAGAGAGAAUCCUGCGAUAGGAUCUUUGCCAGGGGGCGAGACAGCUAGAUGACAGCUUGUCCAGGUAGGGCUGUCCCUGAAGCCCGGAUAAGAUCCUAUCUGGCACGGGGCGGGGAGGCCCAGCCAGGCAGGCAGCCGCUCCUACUCAGCCAUUGGCUGCCACCAGCAGCAAGUAGCGUCUGUUCUGGAGCCAAAGCCUCCAGGCAGAAUCCAGGUGCGGGGAGGGAGGGCUUAGAGCUGGCUGUCCUAGGGGGGCAGGUGGGCAGGGGGCGCCCUGUCCCGCAGCUCUGCUGGGCACCAGGGAGUCUCCCUGCCCCUGCCCCCCAGGACACCUGCCCUUCCUGGAGAGACCUGGGGAAAGGGGCCUUGGAGUCUGGCUCUCUCCGGACAGGAGCCCUUGGUGGCCCGGCUCAGGGUGGGUCCUGUCUCUCGUUGAGUGGCCAUGUUGAUGCCAAGCUGGGUAGGGGGAAGGGUGGCCCUGCUCCCCUCCUGCAGGACUGAGGGGGCUGCUGGGUACUCUGCUUAGCUUUUCUGGGUGUUGAGAGUGGAGCUUCCAGGUUUGACACCUCAGGCCUUGAAUGAGUGGGGCAUUCUUCCCAGCUGCGGGUGGGCUCGUGAGAGGCAGAGCAGAUGGUACCGCUCAUCAGUGAUGGAGAAAGUGGCCUCAGCCUUGUUCCUGGCCUUCCCAGCAACAGUGCUACACUCCUUGAUGCCCCCGUGGACAGGGCACAGGCCCUGCGGGCACCCCCUCUCCAGCUUCACGCAGUGCAGUCCCUCAGGGGGAUGUGCGUGUGCUGGGUUCUGAUCCCACUGCCUGUCAGAUUUGUGGGUCCACCUGUUGGCCUUUCCCCCCUCCCCUUUGCUGUACCACCAUGGGUUCCGGGCUGGGUCUUGGUCUUGCAAACUCCACUAGGGACUGAGUGCGGCCAGGUGAGCUGCCAAGCCUUUUGCCACCCAGGCUUCCUGUGGAAUUUUGCUCUUUUGCUGGUUUAUUUCUGCGGGGCUGACUCUAGGGCUUGGGGAAUGGGCCUGUGCUUGGACAGACACAGCAGUGGUGCUCCUGAGAGUGUGGCAUCACAGUCACCUGGGCAGGUAGCCGGUUGGUGGAGCCCUGACAAGAGGCCUGCGCCAGGCAGGUGGAAGGUUUGGUUUUGGCGGUUUCACAGCAUUCGAAAUAAAAAUAGCCUUAGUUUUUAAGGCAGAAGCUCUGGGUCCCAAGUGGGCAGACAGUUGCCCAUGGAUUUAUUUCCUCUUUUAAAGUAGGUGGAUUUAUUCUCAUUUUUUUACUGAUGGGGAAACUGAGGCACAGAGAAGCAAAGUGGGUGCCCAGAGCUUCCAGGUCACUAGAUUCACAUUCCUGACUGUGCCACUCCCCAGACGGCCUUGAGUGGACUCAGAGGCCUUGUGGCCAGUGGCCAGCCUGCUGUCAUCUUGGAGAGGAAUUUUAGGGAGCUGGUCCUGGCCAUGGGGGCAAGGCAGCCCCACGGGAAGGCAGUAGCAGAGAAGCUGGCCAGAGCCCAGGUGUGGCAGGGCUGUUUGGGAUCAGUGCUGGGGAGGGGACCCUAGGCAAGCAGAGCCCUUGGGUGUCCCAUCUGGGAGGGUCUUGGGCCCCAGAAGGCUAGGAUAGAGGGAGUGAGUGGGCAGAGAGGCAGCUGAGGGUGUGCGGAGGAGGCUGUCAGGUGCAAAUAGGCUAGGGGAGCAAUCCCCUCUCUGCCCGUCCCCUUGUUUGUGUGUGCCCACUGGGGUAGGCCCAUCUGUUCCUUGUUAGGGACUCCACAGACAGUCCUCCCAGAGAGUAAUUAAUGCCGCGUUGCUGGCAGAUCCAGCAGCACGCCAGCCCCAGGGCUUCAUCCUGGUAGCACAGAUGCCCAGCUGACCCCAGAAAUGCUGCUCCGUUCCCACCUAGCAAUCCUGGAGACACAGUGUGUGGGGAGGUGGCGGUGGGGGAGGCACGGUGCCGGCCAGGCCCUGCUGCUGUGUCUGGGUGGCAGAGAGGGUUUCGGUGCUGGUAGGCAGCCAGAGAUGGCCACAGGACCUUCUCACCACCCUGGGCCUGCCUUCAUCCAUCGCCUGCUCUGAAACUUCUCAUUCAUUGUUGGCUGCGCCCUAGACUUGCGGUGUGACCUUAGCCAUGCUGCUUAUCCUUUCUGGAGAAUUUUCUUUUCCCCAUCUGUAGAAUGGGUGUGUUGGGCUGCGUCAUUACUGAGACAGCCCUGCCUCCCCUUGUCUGAGUCCCAGCUAUGUGUUUAUCUGCCCACUUCUGAGCGGCCCUGCUGGCAUCCCCGUCCCCGCCACCACCCCCCCACCACUCCGUGUUGACUUCCCCUUGGUGCUCCUCCUGGCUCUCUGGCUGUGUCCUCAGCCCCAGAGGCAGUCCCCAGAGCCAGAUGACUGCCGGUUCUCUCUGUAAUUAACCCCUGCCCAUGCCCAGAACGAGGGGCGCUGCAUUCCCUGUGCCCUGCGCAGACCAGCCGGUUUUCCUAGCACAGGGCCGGGCCGAGGUGACUGCCUCCACAGUGGCCACCUCCAGCCGGCCCAGCACAUUCCUCAGGCUUAUCUGGGGGCCCGCCCCGCCGGACUCUGCCCUCCCACCCAGGAAGCAGCACCCAGCGGAGCUGCUGAAGAGUUCCAGGGGCCGGGAGGAGAGCCUGAGUGGGCUUGAUUCGCAGCCUGCCUGGGGCUGGAGAGAAGCAGCAGGCGCCGGGCAGAGGAGCUGCUAGAACAAUGCUGAGGCGGGCGAGGUGAGGAGCGGCCGGCGCGGCCCCCCCGACGGAGCGUCGGGAACAGGUGAUCGGAGGAGCCGGAACCCCCGGCCACCUGGGCAGCCCUCCCCGCGCCCGCCCGGCGCCCCGGAGCCCCAGGUCGGGGUGGGGGGCAGCCAUGGCGACCAAUUUCAACGACAUCGUCAAGCAAGGCUACGUGAAGAUGAAGAGCAGGAAGCUGGGGAUCUACCGGAGGUGCUGGCUGGUGUUCCGGAAAUCCUCUAGCAAGGGGCCCCAGCGGCUGGAGAAGUAUCCCGAUGAGAAGUCCGUGUGCCUCCGAGGCUGCCCCAAGGUGACCGAGAUCAGCAACGUCAAGUGUGUCACAAGGCUCCCCAAGGAAACCAAGAGGCAGGCGGUGGCCAUCAUAUUCACUGACGACUCGGCACGUACCUUCACCUGCGACUCAGAGCUGGAGGCAGAGGAAUGGUACAAGACGCUGUCUGUGGAGUGUCUGGGUUCACGACUCAACGACAUCAGUCUGGGAGAGCCAGACCUCCUGGCCCCAGGAGUGCAGUGUGAGCAGACAGACCGCUUCAACGUCUUCCUCUUGCCCUGCCCCAAUCUGGAUGUGUAUGGCGAGUGCAAGCUGCAGAUCACCCACGAGAACAUCUACCUCUGGGACAUACACAACCCCCGCGUGAAGCUUGUCUCGUGGCCCCUCUGCUCACUGCGUCGCUAUGGCCGGGAUGCCACACGCUUUACCUUUGAGGCUGGCCGGAUGUGCGAUGCUGGGGAAGGGCUCUACACCUUUCAGACCCAGGAAGGGGAACAGAUCUACCAAAGGGUCCACAGUGCCACCCUGGCCAUUGCUGAGCAACACAAGCGUGUCCUGCUAGAGAUGGAGAAGAACGUGCGGCUGCUGAACAAGGGCACGGAACACUACUCGUACCCCUGCACGCCCACAACCAUGCUGCCCCGCAGCGCCUACUGGCACCACAUCACAGGCUCCCAGAAUAUCGCUGAGGCCUCUGGUUAUGCCGGUGAGGGGUAUGGGGCAGCCCAGGCCAGCUCAGAAACAGACCUCCUCAACCGAUUCAUCCUGCUAAAGCCAAAGCCCAGCCAGGGGGACAGCAGUGAGGCCAAGACCCCAGCCCAGUGACGGCAGGGCUGGUGCAUGGCAAGGAAUGCUGUGGGGCCCUGUGGUAGGGCCGCCUGCAGCCUACUGAGGACAGCCUUGGGGGCUGCUGGCCAAGAGCCUGGAGAAACGGAGCAAGUGGUCCUUUCCCUCCUCCCACGGGUGAGGCUGGACCAAGGCACAGGGCUGGCCACACCAACAGAGCAUGUGCAAGGGGCUGGAGCUACUGUGGGACUAUAUACUGUUAAUGAUUUUAAUAUAUAUGGCUUAUGACAUAUUCUAUAUUAAUGAGAUUCCCUCCCCCCUACACAUUUUUUAAUCCCAUGACCAGGUCCCAGUCAGGCUGUUUUUGAACAUGAGGGCAGCUGUUCCUGUCCUCUGGGACAGCCCUCCCUUUCCCCCUACUGCCCGGACGCGCUGGAGCUGCCGGGGCCUGAGGUGGUAGCCAGCUCUCCCCAGGCAGCCCAGCGGCUACAAUGGCAGGUGGCUCUCCCUUCCUCUGGGCCUGGAGCAGCAAAGGAAGGAUCAGAGCUUCUAUGGUGCCACUCGGCAGCCUUGCACUUGGGAGUUUUAAACAGAGAUGACAUCUGGUUGAUACCUCAGGUGAAAAUCUGGUUUUAAAAUGUAGUUUUUGCCAAGACUCCUUCCUGCUUAGUAUGCUCAGAAGAUACCCCAGGGUCAGGGGUGCUGGUUCCCUCAGCCAGGCAGAGGGUGGCCAGUCCCAAGCUCUUCCCUGCCUGAGGGCUGGCCGGGGAAGGCAGGACUGCUGUGGGGAGCACCCCUGCUGCCCCCUCUCACUGACCGAGGGCUGGCGAGGGCCCAGCAGAGGGAGCCCCUCUGCCCAGUUUGGCCACCCUCUGGUCAGCCUAAAGCACUCAGAAACGGAGCCCUUCCCACUUCCUCUUCCCCACAUGGUGCUGAGGCUCCCUGCUGAAAUGCAAUUAAAGCAAUUGAUUUUCUAGUGCUGGUAUUUAUUGACUACCUUGCAGAAGGGCUAUCUUUAUAUUCCCAUCAAACCUUUGGUUGCGUGUGUGGGUUUUUGUUUUGUUUUUUAAUACUUUGGGGUUCUGAUUUGUGGGAACAGACCCUGUUGUAAAUAACCACUAUUCAAGUUGUGGCAGGA